This is a messenger RNA of Humulus lupulus (European hop), 2391 nucleotides long. RefSeq names its product protein GRAVITROPIC IN THE LIGHT 1. Lineage: Eukaryota; Viridiplantae; Streptophyta; Magnoliopsida; Rosales; Cannabaceae. Bases 271 to 1683 code for a protein of 470 amino acids. Gene Ontology annotation, biological process: negative gravitropism; response to red or far red light. The transcript has a single exon. The record is from RefSeq and is a predicted model, not a curated record.
UUAUUCUUCGUCUCUGCCAAAAUCUCAUGUGGUCAAAGUUUUGUGCUCUGCCUUUUCUCAUUAAAAUCACUCUCUUUCUUUCAAACCACUUUCAGUUUCAACUUCAUCGUCUUCUCCAGAACUGUUUCCUUAUUAAAACCCCAUUAAAUCUUUUUUUUUUCUUCUUCUUCUUCUUCUUUUAUGCCUAUACAAGUAUAACUCUUAAGUACCCCUCAUCGUUUUUCAUCUGAUUACUUUCAGAUUGUUUAAUCUUUUUGUUUAUUUGAUUACAUGGAUACAGUGAGACCAAAAUCUGCUCUGUCCAGCAAAAGCAAACUAGCUCGGUCUUUUCAGAAAGUGAUCAAUCUUAGAACAGCGACUAGAAUCUCCUCCAACAAUGGCAUUUGCUUACUUACACCACAAGGUUGUAGAGUCAAGGAACAUGAAGAUGAUGAUGGUGAGUUUGAUAAUAAGUCAAAGCAUUUUGAUAGGGCCAAUGAAGACAUUACCAGGGCUCGAAACAGAGCAGUCAUGGAAGCUCUUGUGGCCAAGCUUUUUGCUGGUAUAACCUCCAUUAAAGCAGCUUAUGCAGAACUCCAAAUGGCCCAGAACCCUUAUAAUAGUGAUGCCAUUCAGGUGGCUGAUUUGGCAGUGGUCGACGAGCUUAGAGCCAUAUCAGAGCUCAAACGAAGCUUUUUAAAGAAAGAGCUUGACCUGUCUCCACAGGUGACUAUAAUGCUCGCUGAGAUUCAAGAACAACAGGGUUUAAUGAAGACUUACCAAAUCACCAUUAAAAAGCUCGAGGCCGAGGUUGAUCGGAAAGAUUUAAAUAUCUCUGGCCUCAAGAAAAAGCUUGAGGACUCUGUUUCUUUGAACAAAUCCUUGGAGAAAAAGCUUAACUUAAGUGGGUCGCUUUCGAUCUUCGAUAAUCUCCUGAUUUCCGGUCUGAACCCGACCCAUUUUGUUGAGUUUCUCAACCAGUUGACUCUGAGAUCGAUAAGGAGCUUCGUCAAGAUCUUGGUACGGGAAAUGGAAUCGGCGAAUUGGGAUCUCGAUGCCGCCAUCAAGUUCAUCGAGCCCGAAGCUUCCUUCUCAAAACAGAGCCACCGGUGCUUCGUUUUCGAAUCGUUUGUCUGCAAAACCAUGUUCGAAGGCUUUAACUACCCGACCUUCAACAUUCACGGUGGCGAUUCUCCUCUUUGCUCCGACGCCUUAGGUUUCUUCGACCGAUUCAAGAAGCUAAAACCAGUAAGCCCAAAACACCUCUUUACCCAGAACCCAAACUCCUCAUUCGGAAAAUUCUUGAGGACCAAGUAUCUCCAUCUGGUUCAUGCGAAAAUGGAGUGUUCAUUCUUCGGAAACUUAAACCAGAGGAAGAUGGUGACGUCAUGCGGGUACCCGGAAACGUCAUUUUUCACGGCCUUCGCCGAGAUGUCAAAGCGGGUUUGGCUUCUCCACUCUUUAGCUUUCUCGUUUGGCCAAGAAGAGGGAGAAGUUACGAUUUUUCAGGUGAGAAAAGACUCCAGAUUCUCAGAGGUUUACAUGGAGUGUGUGAACCAAGAAGUACUAUUCUCCUCCAGCGAAAUCGACGCCAACCCGGAGGCGGAGCUCCGAGUAAAUUUCACGGUUGUUCCGGGAUUUAAGAUCGGAGAAUCGGUGAUUCAGAGCCAGGUUUAUUUAUCUCCGGCGAAUCGCCGACGGUGAUUUCUUUCUUCAGCCUUUAUUUUGUUUUUAUUUUAUUUUUAAAAAGAAAGUUUCAUUACCGGCUCUCGAAAGGCUCGUCUCCACGCGCUCAUUUGCAUGCUCCGGUAACAAAUACUUGGAGACUCUGCCCACUGGAAUGUGGGCCGUCGGUUUAAGACAAGUUGAUGAUCAGACAGUGUAACGGUGGUGAUAGUUGGCGACUACGGAAUUGUAUAUAGCGUGGUCGGCUAUCAGACGGUGGCGCGGGUAACUAAUCUCCAACAUGAUUGGAGGAGUGCGGCGGCGCGUGAGCUGCACGAACUUCGUGUAGGAUUUUGGUUUCUUGAGGCUGGUGGCUUAAUAGUAGCAGUAGAGUUUAGUAGUAACUGUUGCGGUUGGAGAAUAGGGGCUAUGUGGGGUCCACAUUGUGACGUGGCAUAAAGAGGGGUAUGACGUGGAAAUUAUAAAAUUAUAAUUAAUGGAGGAGGAGAGGGGUUUAAUGGGGUUCGGCCUGUGGGACUCGGGCUCUUCAUUGUCUUUUUCUUUAUUCUAUUACAAAUAUUAGAUAGUGGAAAAUGGUGGGGAAGGAUUUAAAGGAUAUUAAUGAUUACUGUAACGUUAUUGUACAAGUAUCUACUUAUAAAUAUGUAAUGAACGAGAGAAAAAAAAAAAAAGAGACCCUUUGAACUCUUAUUUCUCUUUCUAAAAUAUGAAAUAGUUGUUUUUUCC